GUGUGUGUGUGUGUGUGUGUGUGUGUGUGAGUGCAGGAGAGUGAGGAGCAGGGUCAGAUUCAGAUUGCCCAUGUUGAGGAGAACGUUCUAAAGAGAACUGGCGGAACCCUGAUGACGGUGGAGUCGUCCAGCCCACAGCAGAGACCGGCCUCAGGCAGAGAACCGGCCAGCCAGCCCCCGCCGGACCAGAGCACUCAGAACGCAUGGAACACCUCAACGUCAGAGGAAGAGGAGGAGGAGGAGGAGGAUGAAGAAAGUGGUGAGAAUGGGGAGAGAGAGGAGGAGGAGGAGGAAGACAAACUCUCUCCUUUCUACUCAUGUGACUCGGAUAGCAGCAGUGAGGAAAAGGAGGGAACGUCUGCCCUUAGAACCGACCCUGGAGAUACAGAAGAGAGUUCUGCUGCAGCCUCAGAACCAAAGGCUGUAGUGGGCGUGUCUCAGGUGGGGACGGCGGACUCCGUGUCCAAGCCCGUGGCGACGGUCCGAACGCAGUCGCUGCCCAGAGAGCUGGGCCUCACGUCCAGCGGUCAGAGUGACCCUCCAGCGGGGCUGAAGACGCACACACACCUCGCACACACACACCUCGCACACACACAGUGCGGGAGCAGUCUAGCAGAGGAAAGUCAGGACUCAGGGGUUACCUUGGAGACGACCUCUGUGACCCUGGGGUCGUGGGGUCAGGAGGGGUCAUCUGAGCUGGCGGGCGGCACGUGUCCCCUGGUGCCCUCUAAGGCCUGCCCACUGCCAGGGUCCAGGGGCCUGGAGACGGAGGCUCUGCCCAGAGAAGAGGCACCUUCAUCGGGUAGCCCACCACCGGAGCCCCCCCCUCCAGACCCUGGGGCCACGAGAGGUCCCUCACACCCACACACACCCACACACACACACACCCAGAGAGAGGCCUCUCACACACACACCUCGAGUGCUGACACACACCGAGGCCCCCAGGAGUGUGCUAAGAGACCCCCCACAGACCAAGCUGUGGCCGCAGGUGAAGCCUGGGGCUCAGGUAGUGGCGUGCCCAAGGCUGGAGUGCUCCAUGCCUGCCGUGAGCGUGUGGAGCGGCUGGAGGGGUGUCUGCAGCAGGUGCAGCGCAGCCUGACACCAUCCACCACCACCACCACCACCAGCAGCAGCAGCAGCAUGCAGGACAGUGUGGAGAAACAGCUCCUCUCCUGCCAGGAGAUGUUCCAGGAGAUUGAGCUGAAGGUGUGUGGUCUGUCGUCCCUGGACGUCCAAGAUGCUGUGGGGGAAACACAGCAGGAGGCUGAAGCUCUGUCCUCUAAACUAGAGCUACUCAAGAACAGCCUCGUCACCUUCCAGAAUAUUCUACAGGCAUCUCCUCAGAGAGAGCUCCCCCUAGAGGCGCGGAGGAGACGCAGCUCUAGUCUGCAGGAGAUGUUCUCCUCAUCUAAGAGUCAACUCAUCAGACAGAGCAGUCUACAGCAACAGAGGGAGCUGGGUCUGGGUCUGAGUGAGCAGAGGGAUCUGACCAAAGCUCUGGCCAGACAGGGCAGCAGGACCAGACUACAAAGCCUACUGACCUCAGAGGAGCAAGCACACAGUCCAGCCGGACCUUCUGCUGACGCUGCUGGACAGGAGGAGGAAGUGGCAUCACACAGGAAGUGGACGCACCUCCUCAGCAGACUGACCGACGCCCAGAGAGGGCCCACGGCUGAUCUGACCUCUGAUCCUGAGCACAGCGAGGUGUGUAUCCCUGCGGUGAGUGUGUGGAGCAGUUUAGCAGGUGACCAGAGUCUGCAAGACAUCACGGAACACCUCACACACCUCACACACCUCCGAGAGGUCACCCUCACUGCUGCUCAGGCCAGUCCUGACGAGCUGUCUCAGCGGAGGGUGGAUGAGGGGCUGUUUGAGCUGCUGUGUUCCCUGGAGCUCUCGCUGUCCUCCCUCUCAGCCCUGCUGCACACACACACACAGCCCUGCAGCCAGGAGCACACACACACACAGCAGCAGCUGCAGCAAGUACAGAGUAUAUCAGCUGUGCUGUCCUCAGUGGACUCUGAGCUGGCCUCUCUGGGUCCAGCUGUGUGUGGAGUUCUGUCCGGUUCCUGCUCCGGUUCCACUCCAGAGGCUGCCGGUUCCUGCUCCGGUUCCGCUGGUCCGUCAGAGUGCCUGGUGCUGGUCCAGCAGCACAUAGCUGAGGUCCAAACGAUGAUGACUACCUCACAGACGCAGCUGCAGGAGAGACUGGACACACACACUCAGCUACAGAGGCGUAUGAGUGAACUGCAUGCUUCCAUCCACACUAACCUCUCAGCUCCACAAUUCCCUCCCAACCUGCAAGACCUUCAGCACCAUCUACAGGUGGUUGCUGAGUUACAGCAGCAGUAUCAGGAGCAGGAGAGGCUCUUAACCAAUCUACAGAAGGAGGCAGAGUCACAGCAGCUGCCCUCCAGCCUAUCCCAGCAGGCCGUGCAGCUCGAGGCGGUGCUGGAGAGUGUGUGCUCGUCUCUGCAGCGGAGCAGCACUGGUGUGUGUGACACGCUGGAGAAGCAGCGGCUCCUCAGACGACUCGUCCAGGGCCUGCGGAACCUUCUGCUGCUGGCCAGAGACCGCAACACACACACUUAUCACCUGGACACACACACGCCAGCCCAGCUGCAGCAUCACAUCAGCACACAGGAGAAGCUCUUCCUGUCUGUGGAGGCGCACCUGCGGACGCUGCAGCACCUCUCUGAGCGCAUGAGCAGCAGCAGCAGCGCCCCCUGUGGAUGGGAGGGUGAAGUGCAGACGCUGGAGCAGGAGGUGCGUGAGGCCCACCAGGGGGCGCUAGAGAGACGCAUCCACCUGCACAGGAUCCUACAGAUUUGGACUCAGUGGGAACUGAGCCGCUCCUGGUUGGAGAACCGUCUGACGCAGCUGGAAAAGCAGCUUCCCAUAAUGCAUCUGGAUGAGGAAGAAGAGACAGAAGAGGAGCUACAAGAAAAUACAUCUGUCUAUGAGAAACUGCGUGCGGAGCUUCGGCAAUGCCACGCCCACAGUCACAUGAUCACUGAGCACGCGCAGAGACUGCAUCAGGAAGGCGGGGCCUCGGACACUGUGGGUGGAGCCACACAACAGCUUGAGCUGCGAUUGGCUGCAUUACAGCAGAAAGUGGACCAUGGGCUAAAUGUGGCGAUCACCACCAGGAGCAUCUUGAGCAGGUUCGAGGGAGAGUCUGCAGCGCUGGCUAGAUGGAUGGGCGGGGCUAAAGAGCGCAUUGAUGCCUGUCGAAGUCACAUGACCUUGGACGAGCAGGACCCUGGACACGCCCUCCUCCUUCUACAACAGUAUCAGGAGUUCUCCCGUGAGCUGGAGCUUCACUCUGCCCUCAAAGCCUCAAUACUCAGCACGGGCACCCAGCUGAUCACACUCCGGGAGCGACAGUACACACACACCACUGACCACACACACACCGACACAGCCACAGACACACACACCACGCCAGAGGAAGCCACCUCCGAGGACACACACACAUCGUGUGACGGUGACACGUCUGCUGACGAGGACGGAGCCUGUCUCACACACACUCCGCACACACACUCUCACACAUACUCCGGUGUGUCCGGCCUGCAGGACCAGCUGAAUCAGCUGGAGCAGAGCUGGACCGACCUGCUGGCGGAGCUCCCUGCAGUCCAGGAGAACGUUCAGCAGGUGCUGCUGGAGGAUGUCCAUCCCCAGGGGCUGCUGGUAGAGUUGUGUGCCCAGCUGGGGGAGGCCGAGUCCAGGCUGAACCAGCAGACCAGCAGCCUCCUCUGCACCCCCAGGAGCUCCUCACACCUCAAGCCCCUGCUCCACAGCUACAAGGAUCUCCAGGCAGACGUCUCUGCCCAGCAGUUCUCAGUGGACCUACUGAACCAGGCUGUUCUCCAGAUGGACGGCUCGGACACACACUUCCGAUACACACACACUCAGUUUGCCGAGGAGCUGGGAGACCUCAACCACCGCUGGACCCUCCUGCAGACCACACUCAAUUCACAGGUGCACCAGGUGGAGCAGCUGGUCAGUGAGUGUGCUGACCGGGAGGCCAAACUGCACUUCCUGCUGCGCUGGGUCAAAGGUCAACAAGACUGGCUACGAUUGGCCGAGAGGCCCAGCUGUCGAUCCGCUGCCGAGAAAAACGUGAAGGAGUGUGAGAUCCUGCAGGAGCGGGCGAGACAGAGGUGUGCUGAUCUGCAGAGUGUGUGUGAGGACCAGGCAGAGAGCCACACCGCCCAGAUGGACAGCCUCACACAGCGCUGUGCCGCUCUCAUUCAGCAGUGUGUGUGUGUGCAGAGUUCUCUGCAGCAGGUGUUGGUCCAGUGGGCAGUCUAUGAUGCGUCCCUGGAGAUGGUGACGCGACACACACUCGAGACCGCACACACACUUCAGCUCUGCUCCAGCCCACCCCUCUCACUGCCCUCACUCCAGGCCAACACUGAUAGGCUACAGCUCUCACAAAAGGCAAGUGAGGAGAUGGGCCAAAAGUGGGAGGAGCUUGAGCAGGCUCUCUCCGCCCUUGUGGGCCUCAUCGAUGCAGACUCCGCCCACGCCCUGACAGAACAGCUGAAGAUGGAGAGAACACAGUGGUGUGAAGUGAAGCGGAGGCUGUCAGCUGAUGUCCAUCAGAGUGUGUGUGUGAUGGAAACGUGGCAUCGUUAUGAGUGUGUGUCAGAGCCGUGCGCUCAGCGCCUGCAGUUGUACAGAGAAAAGCUGAGCGCUCUCACACACCACCAACACACUCCACCAGACCUUACUGACCACAUACACACCACUCAGACCCUGCAGGAGAACUUAGACCGCCUCCAGGAUGAUCUACAGGAGGAGAUCGAGGCUACCAAGGCUCUGAUUGGACAGCUGGACCCAUCAUCUGCCGUCUUCAUCCAAUCACAGAGCCGCUUACUGUCACGUGGAGUGCUGCAGCUGGCACAAGCCCUAUCAGUGAAGAGAGGAGAGUUGCAGGAGGACUUGAGGCAGCUGCAGGAGUUUGACUGUUUGUUUUCAACUCUAGAGAAACAUCUGGAAGACUGGCACAGUACAGAGAGCAUCUCAGAGUCACAGCUUACUGAUGUAGCAGAGUCUGGGCUGCUGGACCUUAGUGCCCUCUCUCCAGACUUGGAUUGGCUGAAUGACCUCAGCUACACCCGCCCUCUGAGUGAGUCCACCAAUCAGAGGCUGCAGAAUCUGAACAGGAAGUGGGCAGAAGCCUCUGCUCGCGCCCUGGAGAGAUGCAGUGAGCUGCAGGCUGAGUGUCUGCAGCAGCAGGGUUUUGAGCAGCGUUGUGAGAGCUGGAUGAGUUUCCUGCAGCGCAUGGAGGACAACCUGGCCGUGGAGCUGCCCCACAACUACACACUCCUCAGAGAACAGCUACACACACACCAGCGGUUCCAGGCCGAGUUGUCUCUUGGUCAUCAGAUUCUGCACUCUGUGAUUCAUGAAGCACUACGCCUGUUAGAGAGGGGAGAGGUGGAGGACAGAACGGACUUCCUGCUGAAGCUUGCGCAGCUGCGUGAGCACUGGCAGGGGGCGGUGCAGCGGUCAGCCCAGCGGCGCGCCCUGGUGGACGGUCUGGUGCAGCACUGGCACCUGUACAGACACGGCCUCCGCAAGCUACGCAAGCUCCUCCCCAUCAGCCACAUGCUCCUCCCCCCCACAGGCCCCUCCCACUGUAGUGUGGCACAGCUCCGCCUUGCUCUGCAGAACCUGAAGAGGACGGAGCAGUUGUUCCAGCGUUGCCAGUCGGCGUACCUGCAGACGGUGGAGGUGGGCCGUCAGCUGUUCAGCGUGUCAGACGUGCAGACGCAGGUGCAGCUGCAGAUGGAGCUUGCAGCGCUGCAGGAGCAGUGGGACCAGGCGCACAGCAUGCUGGGAAAGAGGAGGACCCUCACCAGUGACAUCAUGAAGAGCUGGGAGAGCUGCGAGAUCCAGCUAGCCGAUAGUGCACAGGAGUUGGAGGAUAUGAAGGUCAGGCUGAAGCAGCCGAUCCCAGAACACUUGGAUGAGAUGCAGGAGGCAGAGCAGUUUGUGAAGGAGGUGGAGGACUCUCUGGGCCAGUGGGCCUUGCGUCUGGGCAAGCUGAGCAGCAUGAAGACUGACCUGUCCCAGUACAUCAUCACCGACGACGUGCUGCUGCUGCAGGAGCAGGUGGACCAUCUGCACAGACAAUGGGAGGAACUAUGCCUCAAAGUGUCUCUGCGUAAGCAGGAGAUUGCUGACCGGCUGAAUGCGUGGAUCAUCUUUAACGAGAAGAACAGGGAGCUGUGUGAGUGGCUCACGCAGAUGGAGAACAAGGUAGCACACAGCACCGAGAUCAGCAUCGAGGACAUGGUGGAGAAACUGAAGAAGGAUUGCAUGGAGGAGAUCAACCUUUUCAGUGAGAACAAGACUCAUCUGAAGCAGCUGGGAGAGCAGCUGAUCAGCGCCAGCAACAAGACCAAGGAGACCGAGAUCAACGACAAGCUCAAGGACAUCAACGACCGCUGGCAGCACCUCUUUGACCACAUCGAGUCCAGGGUGAGGAAGCUGAAGGAGACUCUGGUGACGGUCCAGCAGCUGGAUAAGAACAUGAGUAACCUGCGGACGUGGCUGUCCCGCAUAGAGGCCGAGCUGGCCAAGCCUGUGGUCUACAGCGUGUGUCACAACGAUGAGAUUCAACGCAAGCUCGCCGAGCAGCAGGACCUGCAGCGGGACAUUGAGCAGCACACUGAGGGUGUGGCGUCUGUGCUGACGCUGUGUGACGUCCUGCUGCAUGAUGCGGACGCGUGCGGGACUGACCUGGAGAACGACUCCAUCAAACAGACCACGCACAGCCUGGACCGUCGCUGGAGGAACAUCUGCGCCAUGUCCAUGGAGCGCAGGAUGAGGAUCGAGGAGACGUGGCGUCUGUGGUGUAAGUUCCUGGACGACUACUCUCGCUUCGAGGACUGGCUGAGGGUGGCCGAGAGGACUGCCGCUAACCCCGCCACCACCGACACACUCUACACCAGCGCCAAGGAGGAGCUCAAGAAGUUUGAGGCGUUCCAGAGGCAGGUUCAUGAGCGGCUGACCCAGUUGGAGCUGGUGAAUAAGCAGUACCGGCGGCUGGCCCGGGAGAACCGCACGGACGCCGCUAGCAAGCUCAAGAUCAUGGUCCACGAAGGCAAUCAGCGCUGGGACAGUCUACAGCGCCGCGUCACCGCCAUCCUGCGCAGACUCAAAUACUUCACAUCUCAGAGGGAGGAGUUUGAGGGGACGCGUGAGAGCAUCCUGGUGUGGCUCACAGAGAUGGACCUGCAGCUGACCAACGUGGAGCACUUCUCCGAGAGCGACAUCCACGACAAGAUGCGCCAACUCAACGCGUUCCAGCAGGAGAUCACUCUGAACACCAAUAAGAUCGACGCGCUGAUCGUGUUCGGCGAGACGCUGAUCCAGCGUAGCGCUCCACUAGACGCCGUGCUGAUCGAGGACGAGCUCGAGGAGCUGCACUCCUACUGCCAGGAGGUGUUCGGACGCGUCGCCCGCUUCCACCAGCGCCUGACCACCAGACGACCGGUGCUGGAGGAGGAGGCGGAGCUGUCUGACCUGGAGGAGUCGGGGGAGCUGGGGGGGCCGUGGGGGGACGAGAAGGACGAGAGCCGGCCGGGGGAGGGGCCAGCCACGGCGGCCGCGCGGCAGGUGUGUCACCUGUUGGCUCCGCCCCUGGAGCAGUCGGGCCGAGAGACGCCGGUCAGCGUGGACUCCAUUCCGCUGGAGUGGGACCACGCGGUGGACGUGGGGGGGUCGUCAUCGCACGAGGAGGAGGAGGAGGACGCCACUUACUACAGCGCCCUCUCAGAGGUGGAGGUGACGGAGAGCUCAGAGGCGUUCCAGAGGGCCACAGCCAGAGCUCUGGGCUCUAGGCCUGUAGGUAAAGCUGAGGUUACGUGGCAUCUUUCUCCAGACCCUCACCACAGGAAGAGAGAGACACACACACACACCAUCCACAGUCUGGGCUCUUCUACACACACCAGCACGUCCUUCCAUACGCCCGGCUAUGUACGGCUCAUGUCAGAGUGCAGUGGUACUAUAGACCGGGUGAAGAGGGUGGAGUUGCUCUUAAGCGAUGAUGAGCUGUUGGAGCCUGGCCUUAAAGCAGUCAACUCACCAGAGAAACAGCCAGGCGUGAUCGAGCGCUGGGAGCUGCAGCAGGCGUGUGGAGCUCCGGGCCUGCAGGAGGGGGGGAUGCGGUGGCGCAUGCUCCAGGAUCAGCUCUCCUCUCUGGGCCUCUGGCUCAGCGCCGUGCUGCCUGAGCUCCAGCACACACACACACUGCAGCCGCAAACCAGCCUCGCCAGCAUGGAGCAGCACAUACGCAAGCUCAAGGAGAUGCAGAAAACCUUCACCAGCUACAAGGCCCAGAUGAUCUCCAUCAAUCUGAUUGGCCGGGAGCUGCUGGGGGGGCAGGACCUGCAGAGCACAGCCAGUGACGAGCUGAAGGAGCUGCAUGAGAAUCUGAGAUCCACCAAUCAGAAGUGGACACAGGCCUGCGCCGCCCUCGACCGCUGGGAGAGCCGGCUGCACAAAGCUCUGAUGCAGUGCCAGGAGUUCCAUGAGAGCCUGCACUCCAUGCUGCUCUGGCUGGCCCAGGUGGAGAAACGACGCUUCAACAUUAACAUCCAUGACCACAAACUCCACAGGGGGGCGCUAGAGGCCCACCAACACACACUCAAGAGUGUGGAGGUGGAGCUUCAGCAGCGUCAGCAGGAGGUGCGCCCCCUGGUGGCUGUGUGUGGGGAGCUGCUGCUGGAGGCCCAGGGGGAGGAGGUGCUGGAGGCGCGCGAGAAGGUGCACGUGGUCAACAACAGGCUCCGCCUCCUGCUGCGCCACGUCCAGCGCGACCUCAGCGUCCUGCAGGCGCGCCUGGACGCGUGUACGCUGGGCAGUAGUGUGGACCCCACUGAGGAUGACCAGACAUGCGGGGCCUCCCCCAAGCACAAGGUGGUGGAAGAACAAAGUGCAAUAGAGAGAGGACCUGCUGCAAGCACCAGUUGUGAGAAGGCGUCCGGCUCUGUGGCGUCCGGCUCGGCGUCUCGUCCGUUCCUGCAGCGUGUGUUGCGGGCGGCACUGCCUCUCCACCUGCUGUUCCUGCUGCUGCUGGUGCUCACCUGCCUGGUGCCGCUGAGCCAGGACGACUACAGCUGCGCACUCACCAACAACUUCGCCCGCUCCUUCUACCCCAUGCUCCGCUACACCAACGGGCCCCCACCCACCUGAGCAGCGCACACACACACACACACACAACACACACACACACACACACACACUCACACACUCACACAUCCCCUGCUGUGCUGCUGUAGAGACCCUGUAGCGUCCCCUCCUCUCCUGGGGUUUAUCUCUGGAGUUCUGGGCGCCUGGCCUUCUGGACGUUUGUUUUUAGGGAGACUUGUUCUCUCAGCUGUUUAUGCUCUGAGAGGUCAAAGGUCGCUCCCUCUGGAGUUAUGGAGGAGCUGGACCCUCAGAGGUCAAAGGUCGCUCCCUCUGGAGUUAUGGAGGAGCUGCUUGUUAAUGUGUAAAAAAUAAUUAUGAUCUCUUUGGAGAACACCCCUUACACUGGUCAGAAAAAAUACAAAUAAGUAAUUUAUUUUGUACAUUUAAAGUCUUGAAUAUAUUUUAGAUUAAUUUAAUUUCCUUGUCUGAUUGUCCAAAGGACCCUGGGCUGGGACCGAUACCUGGCGUGGUUUUGUACAUAUUAACUAAACGGAACUGACGUUUCUACCACUGUUAAUCUGUUAAUCUAGACGUGUGAUUUUUUUGUUUCUUUUUUUAAAAAAAACCUCUGUAGUUACUUUGCCUACCAUAUGCCUUUGUGUAAUUCAGUGCAAAUCACUUUCCCACACACACACACACACACACACAGAGAGGUGAUUUGUACUGAUCAGAUAGUCUUUUGUUAUGGAGUGUAAUUUAUUAAGGCAAUGGUGUGUCUGUUUUAUUUUGUGUUUGUCUUUAAAACUGUACAUUUUGGAGAAAACAAGCUACGUUGAGACGUUAAAUUAUUAAGUUCAGAAUAACCGAAGAGUGUAUAAAGCUUCAUUCCGCUGUGUGUGUGUGUGUGGGCAGCCUCUGUCUCUUGGGAAAUCUUGAGUGUGUGGUUCUCAUAUCUGACUCUCUCACACACACACACACACACACACACGUACAUACACACUCCAGUCUGCACAUUAUGUCCAAUCAUGACCCUGACCCUAAUCCCUGACAUAGUGUUUGGUAAAGAAUGUAUGACCACACAAACACUCUCACUCCCUCUGUCUCUCUCUCUCUCAUGCACACACACACACUCCUGGUUUCCCAUGUCUCUUGAUCUCCGCCUCUUAGCUGGGUCAGCAACCAAUCAGAAUGUUCCUAUGACUACGAGGCAAGCCAGUUACUGCCAACACAGCCCUGCCAGCUCUCUCUUUCACUCACACACACACACACACACAGAGGGAUGACUGUGUACAGCUGAUUGGUUGAUUCUGGACUGCUUUAUUUAUCAGAUGUAUAGCCUGAACUUGAAGUGAGUUUGACUUGACAAAAUAAAGAGAUGUUUGCCAUGGA
Messenger RNA from Alosa sapidissima (American shad), 10536 nucleotides. RefSeq names its product nesprin-2-like. Bases 112 to 9210 code for a protein of 3032 amino acids. Gene Ontology annotation, cellular component: membrane. The record is from RefSeq and is a predicted model, not a curated record. Gene Ontology annotation, molecular function: protein binding. Lineage: Eukaryota; Metazoa; Chordata; Actinopteri; Clupeiformes; Clupeidae. The transcript is spliced from 57 exons.